This is a messenger RNA of Pecten maximus, 11772 nucleotides long. RefSeq names its product neurofibromin-like. The record is from RefSeq and is a predicted model, not a curated record. Gene Ontology annotation, biological process: regulation of GTPase activity. The transcript is spliced from 64 exons. The coding region runs from base 68 to 8575 and encodes 2835 amino acids. Lineage: Eukaryota; Metazoa; Mollusca; Bivalvia; Pectinida; Pectinidae.
AAUAAUAACACAGAGAACAUGGCGGUCGCAGGUCUUUCGGAGGGUUAGUUGCGAUAUAUUCGUCUUGAUGAUGGCGACCCAGAAACCCGGAGAAUGGGUGCAGUCCCUCAUUAACAGGUUCGACGCACAGCUUCCUAUUAAAACUGGACUACACUCCACACAGUCCAUGCAAAAUGUCGAACAGAACAAGGAAUGUUUGAUAAACGUAAGCCGGCACAAGUUCCGAGAGGUCAUCAACGGACUGACCAAGACACUAGGUUCAGUGUCUAGCACGCGUAUUCAUGGCCCUGAGGCGGAACGAAACUACUAUGAAUCUCAACUCAUCAUCCUUGAUACUCUGGAGAAAGUGCUCACUUCACAACCGAAAGACACAUCACGACUGGACGAAGCUAUCUAUGUUAAACUAUUACUGCCCGAGAUCUGUAAGUUCCUCAACCAACAGAAUGAAAAUACCCUGGUUUCAAACCUCAAGAUUUUAGCAUCAAAGGUGCUGUUUGCUUUAAGCUUGAACAACUUCACAGCUGUCUUCAAUAGGAUAUCAGCCAAGUUAAUGACCUUGUCCGGCUGUAGUGAUGACCAGUCUGACCUUUCCGACCUUGAACUUAUUCAACACAUCAACGUUGACAUCCACAGACUCAUCAAACUCAUCAUUGAGGUUGUGUCCAAGUUCAAGUUACUCAAGUCCAAACAGGUCAUUAUGACUCUGGCUUCCAACCUAGAGAAGGCAAUCUGGAAUUGGAUGGAUAAUUACCCAGAAGAAUUCACAGAUCUACAGAAGAAACCAAAUGAAGAUUUACAAGACUGUUGUGACAAACUGUUUGAACAUUUCAACACUUGUAUGGAGAGUUCAAAGAAGAAAGCGGCGGCCAACUGGCCCCUACAGAUGAUGCUACUUGUUCUUUGCCCUAAAAUUUUGGAGGAAAUUAACAAUGCGGAUGCUGGAGCACCCUGUUCUCCUCAACAUGUGAAAAAGAAACAAUUCAUAGACGAUGUAAAGAAAGCGAUCUCGCCACACCACGGCGGUAGUAAACAGUUGGCGGAAGGUGCGGCAGUGACCUGUGUACGGCUAUGUAAAGCCUCCACGUAUAUCAGCAUCAACGAUCGACUCAACGUCCUCUUCUCUCUCGUACAGUCCGUCAUCAGUGACCUCAAGACGUUACUUUUUAACCCACCUCCAAACAGUAAGCCAUUCUCUCGCAGUCAGAGCAGCAUUGGCCUUGACCUCGAUCUAUAUAUAGACUGCUUUGUGUCCUGUUUCCGUGUGACUCCACACAAUAACGACGUGUUGAAAGUUUGUCUGAACCCGCUAUCUCCUCCUGUAUACCACUGCGUGCUAGUCAACGCUCUCCACCGUAUCAUCACACAGCCACGUUUGCCCUGGUGGCCCAACAUCAACAUUAUUUACAGUAAGGCUGCUGAGUUGAGAAGUAUGUUCACCGACACGCUCAACAAGGUCACCCAGGGAAUGGCCAGUCACACCGCACCUAAAGUCACCACUCUGCAUCCUUAUGUACAUAACAUUACAAAAUUGACCCUGUACAAGUUAAAUAAGCCAACAGACGAGACUGUGACGACAUGUCGAUGUCUUUUGUUGUGGAUUGUCCGACUGAUUCAUGCCGAUCCUCACCUCAUGCUCCACAAUCAGGGUAAGCCCGGUCACGAAAUACAGAGCAGUACGCUAGAGCUGAUGAACGGUCUUGUAUCGCUGGUCCACCAACAAUGGAUGCCAGAUGUCUCCAAGGAGGCGAUGGAGGCUCUGCUUUGUCUUCACCAGCCCGAGAAUAUCGAACUCUGGAACCCGGAAUCCCCGAUCAAUACAUUCUGGGACGUAAGUUCCCAGGUACUAUUUUCCAUAUCUCAGAAGUUGAUACAAAGACAACUGGUUAACUACACAGAGAUUUUGAAGUGGCUGCGAGAAAUCCUUGUCUGUCGAAACAGCUUUCUUCAGAAAAACAGUGCUAAUGCUAGUGUUGGGAACAACAAAACUAUCUGUAUACAUAUCAAGCUAGAGGUUGUGUUCUUUAUGUACUUGUGGAGUAUCGACAUAGAUGCGGUCCUCACAGGGAUGUCAUGUUUCCACCUGUUGUGUGAGGAAGCUGAUAUCAGAUGUGGGGCAGAUGAAAUGGCAGUCACCCAGCUCCUUCCUAACUAUAAUGUAUACGCCGAGCUGGCCCAGGCCAGUACUGUCCUCACUACAGGUAAGGUGGCGUUACAGAAGCGAAUUAUGGCCCUACUGAGGAAGAUUGACCAGCAUACAUCAGGCAACUCUCAGGCAUGGGACGACACGUUCAGGAACUGGGAGGUCGUAACCCAGUAUCUUGAGACCUAUCCAAAGGAUCCCAAGGUCAAGGUUGAGGAAGGCAGUACAGCAGGGCUAGGGGACACUAUCAAAAUGAAACGGAAACCCCCUCACCAUGCCAAUACAGAACAUGAACUUGAGGACCAGUUAAAUGAAUGGGCCAACAUGACGGGCUUCCUGUGUGCUCUAGGUGGCGUUCGCCUACAGAACAGACUCAGGAUUAGUGCUACUAUACCAGCGGGUCUCGACUCCAGAAAAAGCAGUCUAAUGCAGAGCUGUGCUGCAGAUACCCAGUACUGCCCUGUCACUCAGUUUAUCAGUAACUUGUUAAAGCUACUGAUCUGUCAGAACGAGAAGUUUGGUGCUCAGAUACAGAAACAUGUCAAGGAUCUGGUCGGACAUGAACUCAACCCAGCCCUCUACCCGAUACUCUUUGAUCAGAUCAAAAUCUGUGUGGACAAGUUCUUUGAUCCCUCUGGUCAGGUGAUUGUGACAGACCUGAACACACAGUUUAUAGAGAAUGUGAUAUUCAUCAUGAGGAACAUUCUCGAGAUGAAACAGGACCAGCCGUGUGAACAUCUAGGUGUCACUAGUAUUGAGUCUCUCAUGUUGGCUGUUGUCAGAUAUGUACGACAUCUGGAUUCUACGGUACAUGCCAUCCAGAUCAAGAUAAAACUCUGUCAACUUGUGGAAGCCAUGAUGGUUCGCCGUGACGACCUCACAUUCCGACAGGAGAUGAAGUUUAGGAACAAACUAGUCGAGUAUCUCACCGACUGGAUCAUGGGCAACUCGCACCAAGUCAACAUCGGAGACAUCUGUAGCAUGUCCAGGAAACACGAAAAGAAUAUCUCUGUGCGAUCGUCGGGAUUACAGCGUUAUAUACACCCCACCCAGUCCUCCUCAUCGAGUCAGUGCUCUGCUAAGGCACUGUCAGUGCCAAGCCCUACUCCACUAUUUCUCCAAACCCAGCCCGUCGUAGACCUUGACCAGGCUAGCAUGGAAGCUGUAGCGGCCUUGCUGGCCGGACUGCCCCUCCAACCGGAGGAGAGUGACCGUGGUGAUCUAAUGGAGGCCAAAUCUCAACUGUUUCUUAAGUACCUAACCUUGUUCAUGAACCUGCUGAACGACUGUUCAGAGGAAGAACAAGAUACAGCCAUGGACCCAAACAGGAAACGUAGUACAUCAAACCUGAGUGCACUUCGGAACUGUACUGUACAGGCCAUGUCCAACCUUCUAAAUGCCAACAUUGACAGUGGCUUAAUGCAUUCCAUAGCCCUCGGCUACCACAAGGACCCCCAGACUAGAGCAGCUUUCAUGGAGGUGCUUACAAAAAUCCUCCAACAGGGCACAGAGUUUGAGACACUGGCUGAAACAGCCCUUGCUGAUCGCUUUGAGCGACUGGUGGAAUUGGUCACCAUGAUUGGAGACAAGGGAGAACUGCCAAUCGCCAUGGCACUUGCCACUGUAGUACCUACGCAACAAAUGGACGAACUGGCUCGUGUGUUUGUGAACCUGUUUGAUGCGAAACAUCUGCUGUACCAGUUACUUUGGAAUAUGUUUUCCAAGGAAGUAGAGAUAGCCGACUGUAUGCAGACAUUGUUCCGUGGAAACAGCCUAGCUAGUAAGAUCAUGGCUUACUGCUUCCGAUUCUACGGACAGAAUUAUCUCCGGGAGCUGCUCAACCCGCUCAUCAUGGAAAUGUUCCAGUUGGAACGACAGCAGAAGGUGUCCUACGAAAUUGAUUCUGCAAGACUGGAAAGUGGAGAAAGCAUAGAGGACAACAAGAAAUAUCUAAUGAUCAUCACCCAGAAAGUCUUCAAUGUGGUCGUGGGAUCAGCCCAACAGUUUCCGACCAAGCUCCGGAGUAUGUGUCACUGCCUGCAUCAAGUUGUCACACAGCGCUUCCAGCAAAACAGUGCGGACGCUGUAUGGACAGUCAUCGGAACUGUCAUCUUCUUACGCUUCAUCAACCCUGCCAUAGUUUCUCCUUACGAAUCGGGAAUAAUUGAUGAGGAACCUACACCAAAGAUUAAGCGUGGUCUCACACUUAUGUGUAAGAUUAUGCAGAACAUUGCCAACCACCUCCUUUUCACCAAAGAGAACCAUAUGCGGACCUUCAAUGACUUUCUCAAGACCAACUUUGAAGCUGGCAGAAGGUUUUUCACUGAGAUAGCAUCAGACUGCGACAUUCCCGACCAAGGAAAUCACAGCCUGUCUUUCAUCAAUGAUGCCAAUGUUCUGGCCCUACAUCGUCUGUUAUGGAAUAACCAGGAGAAGAUUGGAGACUACCUCUCCAGUAGCAGAGAUCACAAGGCAGUAGGCAGACGGCCAUUUGACAAGAUGGCCACUUUGUUAGCAUAUUUGGGACCCCCAGAGCAUAGGCCGCUAGAUUCUCAUGUUGGAAUAUUUGCCACCAGAUGGAGCAGUAUGGACAUGACAAGUACAAAAUUUGAAGAAAUCAUGUCAAAACACAACAUGCAUGAAAAGGAUGAAUUCAAGUCACUUAAAAACCUACACAUAUUUUACCAGGCCGGGACAAGUAAAGCUGGCAACCCAGUAUUUUAUUAUAUAGCGAGGCGAUAUAAGGUCGGAGAGAUUAAUGGCGAUCUUCUGAUAUAUCACGUACUACUGACGUUAAAACCGUUCUACAACAAACCGUUUGAGCUUGUCAUAGAUUUCACACAUACCUGUGCUGAGAACCGUUUUAGAACCGAUUUCCUGUCCAAAUGGUUUGUGGUGAUGCCGGAGGUUGUGUACCAGAACAUUGUCGCCUGCUAUAUAUAUAACUGUAACUCAUGGGUGAGGGAGUAUACCAAGUAUCAUGAUCGGAUUCUCACUCCCCUCAAGGGAAAUAGGAAGUUGUUUUUUAUUGACCAUCCAGCCCGAUUGAAUGAGUAUAUAGACCCCGAUCAACAGAAGCUACCCGGCUCCACUGUGUCACUGGAGGAGGACCUCAAAAUCUCAAACAAUGCUCUCAAACUCUCUCACAAGGAUACCAAGGUCACCAUCAAGGUUGGUCCAAAUGCUAUCCAGAUAACUUCGGCGGAGAAACUGCGAGUCCUUGGCCACCAAGUCUUACUUAAUGAUGUAUAUUACGCUUCAGAAAUAGAAGAGGUUUGCCUUGUAGAUGAUAACCAAUUUACCCUGACGAUAUCCAAUGAGAGUGGACCACUGUCUUUUAUCCACAAUGACUGUGAUAACAUUGUACAUGACAUCAUACAUAUCAGGACGAGAUGGGAGCUGUCACAGCCGGAUACUGUGACGGUCCACACGAAGAUCCGGCCCAAGGACGUCCCUGGUACCUUGCUCAACGUGGCCCUGCUCAACUUGGGCAGCUCAGAUCCCAGUCUGCGGUCGGCUGCCUACAACUUGCUGUGUGCCCUCACACAGACAUUUGACCUCAAGAUUGAAGGUCAGCUGUUAGAAACAACUGGUUUGUGUAUUCCUGCCAACAACACAAUCUUCAUCAAGUCAAUCAGUGAGACCUUGGCCGCUAACGAGCCUCAUCUAACGCUGGAAUUCCUGGAGGAAUGUAUUCAAGGCUUCGGGAACUCCAAUAUAGAGAUGAAGCAUUUGUGUCUGGAAUACAUCACGCCAUGGCUACCAAAUCUCACAAGAUUUUGUAAACACUCUGAUGAAAACAAAAGGCAGAAAGUGGCACUGAUUCUGGAUAAACUCAUCACCAUGACAAUAGAGGAAGUGGAGAUGUAUCCCUCCAUACAAGCCAAGAUCUGGGGCAACAUUGGUCAGGUGGCUGACCUCUUGGACAUGGUUCUGGAUAGCUUUAUUAAGCGGAGUGUAACUGGAGGGCUGGGCUCUAUACAGGCUGAAAUAAUGGCGGACACUGCUGUGGCCUUGACCUCUGCAAAUGUACAACUGGUGUCGCGGAAGGUCAUAGGUCGUCUUUGUAGGCUGAUAGACAAGACGUGUACCUCGCCGACACCAACACUGGAACAACAUUUGAUGUGGGAUGACAUCGCCAUCCUGGCCAGAUAUCUUCUCAUGUUGUCAUUCAACAAUUCACUAGAUGUUGCUAGUCAUCUUCCAUUCCUGUUCCACAUUGUGACAUUACUGGUGUGUACCGGACCGUUGUCACUGCGAGCAUCGACCCACGGACUCGUCAUCAACAUUAUCCAUUCCUUGUGUACCUGCUCACAGCUUAGUUUCAGUGCUGAGUCCACACUUAAAGUCCUGAAGCUGAGUCUGGCCGAGUUCUCCCUGCCAAAGUUUUAUCAGCUGUUCGGAAUCAGCAAAGUGAAGUCUGCUGCUGUCAGUGCAUUCCGUACUAGCUACAGACCAGGUGACCGCUCAUUUACAAUGGCUGCUCCAGAACACGAGAAAAUGUCUCUCAGCUCCUUGGAGACCAUAGUUGAUGCCUUACUAGAGAUUAUGGAGGCAUGUAUGAAGGACAUUCCUAACUGUGAUUGGCUACAGCAGUGGACAGAUUUGUCCAGAAGAUUUGCAUUCCAGUAUAAUCCUGCCCUCCAGCCCAGGGCUAUCAUUGUAUUUGGUUGUAUAAGUAAGACUGUUACUGACUCCGAGAUCAAACAGCUCCUCAAGAUUAUGAUGAAGGCUUUGGAGUCGUUUAAUGAUCUGACAUUGAUUGAAGCCAUUGUGAUGUGUUUGACCCGGCUUCAGCCGCUUCUUAGAUCUGAUUCCUCUAUCCACAAGUUCCUGUUUUGGACGGCCAUAUCUGUUCUUCAGUUGGACGAAGUGUCUCUGUAUGCCGCUGGACUAGCAUUACUUGAGCAGAACCUCCACACGCUCGACAUAAUGGGCUUGUUUGACCGAGAGACUCUGGAGGUGAUUAUGAUGGAGACGAGAGAACCCCUUGAGUGGGACUUCAAGCAGCUGGAUCAUGCUAUGGGGCUCAGCUUUAAGGAUAACUUCAACUUUGCUCUGGUUGGACAUCUACUGAAAGGGUUCCGGCAUCCGACCCCCACAACAGUCUCCAGGACAAUCCGGGUUCUCAACCAGCUACUCUCGAUUACAGUCAAGUCUACAAACAGGGACAAAUUUGAGGUGACACCGCAGACAGUUCCUUACCUGGCAGCUCUGGUGUUUGUCUCUGAAGAAGUAAGAAGUCGGUGUCACUUAAAGCAUCGCACUAGCCAGUACAUGAUGACAGAGUCGCCCUCUAGUGACAGUCUCAGUGCAGAACUUGCCCAGCAGACAACUCCAGGAAGCAGUAGUAGUUCGGGGAGUUCGGCUAUUGGUGCCCCGCCCCCAGCUCUCCCUCCGACGAUACCCACUACCCAGGUCAUACCUGCCCCACCCUGUCAGCCACCGACUACACAAAGUAAUACCCCACCCAUCAACACCCCCAUCACACGCAGACAGAAGAGCUGUGACCUCCUCGACCAGAAUGCCAUGAAUAAUGCAUGUCGUACAUCUAAAGUCACGCACUUACAACAAGCACAGCAGGCUAGCAGUCCAAAGGGCUGGCGAAGUCUGGACAUCGAGCCACAGCGACCACCUCUCUACAAAACAAGAAGCAGUUCCAUGCCCAUUCCAGGUUCAAAAAAGGAAGCAGGCAAAUCGGGCAUGACUCAGCCUCGAAGUGGCAGAGGAUCUGUUUCAAACGAAAAUAAUGUGCUGCUCGAUUCUGAGGUUUUGACAGACUACCCAACACAAGUCUUAGUUCUUACAGUUCUGGCAACCCUUGUUAGAAACACGACAGAUGAGAAUGAAGCGAGAAUUAUAUACGAGUAUUUAGCGGAGGCCUCUGUGGUCUUUCCAAAGGUGUUCCCAGUCAUACACAGUCUCCUGGACGCCAAGAUCAACAAUGUACUGUUACUGUGUCACGACCAGGCUAUCCUCAACGCUGUCCAGAGUAUCAUACAGAAUAUGAUAGCAGCUGAGGAUGCCUCUCAACAACAACUAUCCUACCUACAGAGUAUAGGCUUUGGAGGCCUCUGGAGAUUUGCUGGUACAUUUGCAAAGUGUGCACAGAGUAACGACACUGCUGAACUACUGGUCAACUGUCUCGAGGCAAUGAUGGUUGAAAACUGUCUACCAGGCGAUGACCUUGACAUCCUGAACCCUUACCCCAGCUCCCUAGGGAUUUCCUCCAAUCUCAACCUGUCCAGUUCCAUGUCCAGCCUCAGUGUCAGCAGCAUGCACUCGCCCACUGAUAAAGACAAUGCAGAGAAAAACGGUGCCACAGCUGCCAGUAAUCGUAUGAGGCAUGGGUCGGCAAACAACAUCCAAACCAAAAACAGAGCAGGAAGCUUUAAACGCAAAGACAGCAAAAAGAAACUUGAACCGAUUGAAUGAAGGAUUGGAGUUUUUUUUUGUUUUUUUUUUUGUGAAACAGAGUAAAUUAUUUUAUCUUGUAUUUUCAAUUACCAAAGGAACUGUCUCACCUGAAAUAUAAUAUUUGUUUAACUUUUGACAUGUAUAGUGAUGUAAACUUUAAGUUUAACUUUUGACAUGUAUAGUGAUGUAAACUUUAAAUUUAACUUUUGACAUGUAUAGUGAUGUAAACUUUAAAUUUAACUUUUGACAUGUAUAGUGAUGUAAACUUUAAGCAGAUUCUGAAAGCAUCACUUAAUUAUUGGAGAAUGUAUCAAUUCAUCGCAGUGCGGCAUAUAGCCAUUGGUCGAUUUUGGUAGAACUCACAAUGGAUGAUGGAGAUUUAGUUUCCAUGGCAACACUUGUGGACGACCCUAAAUGGAAGAUACUGUAUAGACUAAACGUAUGAUAUUAUUGAAAGAAGCAUAACCAUGGCUAAGAAAGCAAUUCUCUUUGGAUUAAUCAUGUUUUUAGUAUGUCUGUAAGUGUUACAAGGAUGUUUCUGGCAGACAUCUUUCUAGUCAACCAUAAAAAACGAGAUUCAAAUGAAUGAAAUGAAAACAAUGUUUAUUUAAUAUGAUAAAGUGCUAUGUAAACCAGAUAGUGUCAGCAUAUUCUGGCAGUAUCAGUACUGGCAACUGACCAGAAAGUUUGAUCUAGCUUCUGAACUCUUUUCCUAACAAGGUUGGAUCUAGCAUCUGAACUCUUCAGAUUGCCUUACAAUUUUGGAUCAAGCAUCUGAAGUCUUCAGAUUUCCUCAACUUUACGAAUUCAUAUCAGUUUGAUGAUGCAUUAGAAUUUUAUUCAAUUUGUGAUAUGUAAAGCAAGUGUUGCCAGAUUGAAAAUUAAUUGUAACAAUAAGGAAAUGAUAUGUCACAAUUAGUUUGAUUUCUACAAGGACCAUUCAGUGAUCACCAUAUAUGUUUCAUUGUAAGUGCUUUCAAUUGUUCAUUACUAAUUAUGUUUACGUCAUGUAGCUAUAUUUAUCCCACAGUAAGCUCGGGCCUGGUAAUAAGCCCACCUAUAAAGCAGGUAUUGUAGCUCAGGAGAAUUGCAGAUAUUUUAUUUCAUUGUCCUGUAAUAUGUGUGCUCCCAUAAGUCACAGAGGUCGUGCAUGUGCAGUCAACCCUCGGCUUACUGCAGGAUGAUUCAACAUUUGCAUGAAUUUGCUUUUUGGAAGACCUUGGUUUUGUGGAGGUGAUUUUUAAUAUGUCACCAGAUUUUAAUACCUCAUUUGAUAAUGUUUAAACUCUUACUAGCAAUUUUUUUUUUUUUUUGUUAUUGUUCAUUUGCCUGGUAACACCAUAAAAUGUUGGUUUUGGUGCUUACUCAGCAAUGUAUUUACUCAGGAUCAAGUUGGCUUGCACUUGCAUUAUGGGAGGAGAUAACAUUGUAUUGAAGAAUACUCAUAAUCAAAUUGUGCAAAGAUUGUUUUUCCUGCUGGAUUUUCUAAAACAUUUUCAUCAGAAAUCCAAAAUUGUGAGAAUCAAGAUAAACAAUAUUUGAAAAAAAAAAUUAUGGUUAUCAUAUCUUAAAAAAAUGUAUAUGAUACUGAUGGAAAAUUGACAUAAAACAUAUCAACUAUUGAUACUUUUAUGAGACUUAGUUUAAACUAUCAAGGACAAGAUCAGAUUUGCCCUUAUGGAAAAUCAUGCAGGGUUUAUAUUUUCAGAAUUUGUUUUAGGUAUGUGGUUUUGGUUUGGUUUUAUUUUGUUAAAGUCCUAUUAACAGCCAGGGUCAUCUAAGGACACGCCAGGUUUGGAGGUGGAGGAAAGCCGGAAUACCCAGAGAAUAACCACUGGCCAACGGUCAGUAACUGGCAACUGCCCCCCUUAGGUUUCGAACUCGCAACCCAGAGGUGGAGGGCUAGUGAUAAAGUGUCGGGACACCUUAACCACUCGGCCACCGCAGCCCCUUACCAGAGAAAGUCAGAAUGAAUAGCACAUAUAUCUUUAUAUACAUUAAUUGUAGGUUACUGUGUGAAAUGAAAUGUUUGUUGGUAAUUAUUUUCGUGGUUUGAAAUCAAAAGUAGCUGAAGAAGAGAUUUUAAAUGUUUUCAAUUCAUCUACACCAAAGAUGCACUUUUUUCAGAAAGUUUUAUAAGUUCUAAACACAAAAGAAUCAGUAUAUAUUUAAAAUGUCAGGUCUACUCAAGUUAGAUCAGGACAAAGAUGACGGUUUGAAAUAAUACAAUCCAAAUUUUGAGUGAAAAAAAAGUGAGUUUAGGUGGAUUGUGAGAGUUGGUGAGAACUCCCUCAAAGAUAUUGAAAUCUGCUUGGAAUUCUUUUAUACUUUGAAUUUUUUUAAUGUUUAUUGACUCAUUCAGUUAUGGUAAUUCUCUGAAUGUUUAUGACUUUGUCGUUAUAAGACAGCUGAACCAGUAAUGGCAAGACUACUGUAGAAUAAUUUAUAUGUUCAUGUACAACUUGUGUGCAACAAACUAUAGUGUCAAGGUUAUAAGAUAUAUUCUUUAAAAGUUAAUAUUUACUGUUCAUUAACCAUGGAAACCACAAAUAUUUAUACACAACCAACAUUUCAUCUUAUACAGUACAUUAUUUUGUAGAUUUUUCUUUCCUGCAUAUAUCUUAAUACCAUUGUGUGUUCAUAUUGCGAUGUGCAAUUUGUCUCUAUUUACAUAAAAUUAACAACAAUACACCAGUCUUACAUGCAGUAAACACCUUACUUAUUUUGGCACACUCAAAUUUUAGUGCAUAGCACAUGGUUUGUACAGAUGAUGAAAAGUGCUGGAAUUUUGGAUCAGUGCUGGAAAAGUGCUGAAUUUGGAGUCGGUUCCGGAAAAGUGCAGGAAUUCUGAGUCAGUUCCGGAAAAGUGCUGGAAUUUGGGGUCAGUUGACUUACAAAGCCCAAUUGGGUGCUGUUUUUAACACAAGAUCAAUUCACCCCAGUUUGAACAAAAAUGCACUGAAAGGUGCUUGAAUUUUGAUAUGAAAAAUAUGAAAAAUCUGUACAAACCAAAGUAAAAAUUUAAAAACACAUGAGUGCAAUGAUGAAUUGGUGUACCCAAAAUACUUAAAGUAAACAGUAUACAAAAACUGUAAUUGGUGUAAGCUCAAUUAACCAGAAUGCUUUCAGUGCAAAAAGCUAAGAUUACUUCAAAAAUAUGUAUGUCUGCUGUAUACUUACCCAGUAAUAAGCCUCUUCCUACCCAUAUUUAUUUA